Messenger RNA from Anopheles marshallii, 2523 nucleotides. RefSeq names its product beta-mannosidase-like. The transcript has 6 exons. Lineage: Eukaryota; Metazoa; Arthropoda; Insecta; Diptera; Culicidae. Gene Ontology annotation, molecular function: beta-mannosidase activity. Gene Ontology annotation, biological process: glycoprotein catabolic process. The coding region runs from base 1 to 2523 and encodes 840 amino acids. The record is from RefSeq and is a predicted model, not a curated record.
AUGCUCAAGUACUUCCGGUUUGUCAUCCUACUGCUGGUGAUGAUCAUGCUCAAUCGACACGUCACGUGCAACCGUUCCGCCGAGCCUGUGGCGCAGGGGCAAAGCAUGGAGUACAACGAUGUCAGCACAAACUGGCUUGACGAGAAGGAUCGGAUCUACCGGACAAUCCUACCGUGUCCCGCAGAAGAUUAUCGGUACGUUUUGCUACCGUUACAAGGCGUGGACACAUUCGCUAGUGUGUACCUUGGUGAUAGACUCGUCGGCAGUACCAAGAACAUGUUCGUCCGGUACCGGUACAACGUGAAGAAACUAUGUGACGAAAAAACGAAGGAAUUACGGAUUCAGUUUCGGUCGACGGUAGUUGAAGCGCGUGAACCUGCCAAGCGUCAUGCAAUGCCGAUACUACCGACCUGUCCACCGAGCAUGUACUUUGGCCACCCCAGUUACACUUGUGAUUGCGGUCCUGCGACACCAUCGAUGGGUAUUAGGAAGCCCGUCCGGUUGGAAUACUACAACUCGGCACUGAUCCGCGACUUAACGGUGAACAUCUGCGAACAUCAUAAAAAAUGGACGGUGGAAGUAGGUGUACACAUCGAGACGGGACUUUUCAGCAAACAUCUCAACGGUCUGCUAAGGUUCAAGAUCAUUGGUGUACCGUUGGUAAAUAAAAGUGAAGAAACGUUAGAGGUUAAAGAGCAAACCGACGCAAAUGGAGAGUUGCUGGUGUUGCAUCAGUUAACCGUGCGCCAGGAUUCGGUGGAACGUUGGUGGCCGAACGGGUUCGGCAAACAGAUGCUGUACAACCUGUACGUGCGCUGGGAGGGCACAGAGAUCUCGGAAAAGUUGAUCCGUAUCGGGUUCCGGACGGUGGAACUAGUGCAGGAUAAAAAAUCCGAUGGAUUGCUGUCCCACUUCAAGGUUAACAAUGUGGCGAUCUUUGCCAAGGGUUCGAACUGGAUUCCGAAGCGUUCGUACGACGCCAACUAUGUGAAGUUCCUGAUGUAUGCCGCUCGGGACGCACACAUGAAUAUGCUGCGCGUAUGGAGUGGUGAGCUGUACGAGAGUGACCACUUCUACCAGAUGGCGGACGAACUUGGCAUACUCAUCUGGCACGAUCUCAUGUUCGCCUGCUCGAUGUACCAGACCGAUGCCGACUUUCUGCGCACGGUUAAGGACGAGGUGCGGCAGAACGUGCGCCGCGUCCAGCACCAUCCGAGUGUUGCCGUGUGGGCAACAAACAGCAAGAACGAGGUCGCGCUGCGUCAAGACUGGUACAAAACGAAAACCAACUACACCGCCUACUUACACCAGUACGACGAGCUGUACAAGCAUACGGUUUUGCCAACGUUAAAGCAGAACGAUCCAUGGCGCACGGUGCUUCAUUUUUCGUUUUUCAACGGUAAACAGUCGAUGAAGGAGCCGUACAACGCCAAAAACCCACAGGACCCACUAUAUGGCGAUGCACAUUACUACAACUACUUCCUGGAUGGCUGGAAUGCGACACAAUUUCGGAACGGACGGUUCGUAUCGGAAUACAGCUUUCAAUCGUUUUCUGCCUUCACCAGCUGGCCGGAGGCGCGUAGUUACGACCAUGAAGAGCUGUCACAGCUGAUCAACCAUGGCCAGUACAGCCCGAACGGUAACCUGCCAAUUACGCCCACUGUAGAGUAUCUGAUCUAUCUCAGCCAGCUUUCCCAGGCGAUGAUCGUGAAGAAUGAAACGGAGGUGUACCGGCUCGAGCACGGUACGAUGGGUGCGCUCCACUGGCAGCUGAACGACGUCAGGAUUGCUCCGUCUUGGUCGUCGAUCGAGUACGGAGGCACGUUUAAGCUGCUACACGUUUGGCUUCGGGACAUCUACGCACCAGAGCAUCUGAUCGCGUUCGUGAACGAGCAUCGCAUGCUGGAGGUGGUCGCCGUCCGGGAUACACUGGCGCCCGCCCACGAACUGUGGGAUGUGGAGAUGCGCAUCCAUCGGUACGGCAGCUUCCGGCCAGUCGAUCGCUAUUUCGAGACCGUCCGAGUGGCAGCAAACUCAGUCGCGCUCGUUACCCGGUGGGACGUAUACCGCCAUCUGUAUAAACGCGGUCUACGUCCCGCCGAUCAUCUCGUGCUGCUGUACGCGUACCGUAACGAAACGAGCCAGUCGGGUCACCGGCAGCAGGUGGUAUCGAAACGGAUCGCAGAAAACUUUGUCCUGCUCGGCAAGCUGAAGAACAUUCGUAAGGAUCAGCGGGUACGACCGACGAUCGCGGUGACGGUCGUUUCGUCAGUGUGCAACGAAGGAAACGAUCGGACUAGCGUUAGUCUGGAGGUGUCGGUUAGUGUACCGGCACUGUUCGUCUACCUGCAUCUAACGCCGGAACACAGGACUCUCAAGCAGUGUCAAUUUUCGCACAACGGUUUCCUACAGUUUCAACCAAUACGUACGGUGCAGUUGACGUGUGUCGAUCCGGGCUGUCGCAAUAAGAUCCAGUCACGGGACAUAGCAGUCCGAACGGUUAAUGAACUGUUGGUGCGCUGA